Molecule: messenger RNA, 6344 nt
Organism: Toxotes jaculatrix (banded archerfish)
Lineage: Eukaryota; Metazoa; Chordata; Actinopteri; Toxotidae
Gene: septin12
Product: septin 12
Exons: 11
Coding region: 56-2974 (972 amino acids)
Biological process (GO): cytoskeleton-dependent cytokinesis
Cellular component (GO): cell division site; septin complex; microtubule cytoskeleton
Molecular function (GO): GTPase activity; GTP binding; molecular adaptor activity
Source: RefSeq, a predicted model, not a curated record
UUUUUCUCUGAUCAGACUUGGAGCCACACCGCGCUGCCUCCUGCACGCAGACAGGAUGUCGGAACUUUCCGUCAAUGACCACCUCGAAGGGAUUUUAUCAGAUUUUGAAGCACUGAAAAGGUCCUUCGAAAUUGAAGAUGUGGAAGACAUACCAUCCUUCUCCUCACCCUCCCCUGUCUCCACUCCCAUUUCCCCCUCUUCCUCCCAUUUCUUCCUCAACCACAAUAAAGCCAACGAGGAGCGUGGAGGAGGUGGCCAGUCCCCUUCAUUAGCCUUCAACAACAACAAUAACAGCCUUGGCUCUGCAGCCCACCGCUCCUGCAUAAGCCUGAGUUCCAAUCCCAGCCCAGUCCUCAAGUCCCGUACAGUAGUCAGCAGCCUGUCCUUCAACCGGGGGACCAUGAACAAGCCAGCCAUCCACAACAACAGCUCCUCUGUGGCCAGAGCUGCAUCCUUCCAGAGCAGGUUAAACCCCAACAGUUACUCCAUGUUGUCUGGGCCAGGCAGUGACAAUGACAGCCUUCACAGCUCCACAUCCAGCCUGGACUACUCUGGUGGGGGUGCCCUAUCUCUUACUAAGCUUGGGUCAUAUCCCAGCCCUACACCCCAGGUGGAGUACCACCAAACCCAGCCACAACUCCCACAACAGCACCUAGAAGGGGGUACCAACUUGGGAAAUAACCACAGCCUAAAGAAGUUCUCCUCCCAUGGGAGUGUUUUCCACUCUGAGAUAGACCAGGGGCGAGGGAUGAUGCUGGGUGUUCCACAGCCUCGGGGGGUAAACCAUGGCUCCAUGCCCAGCCUAGACCUCCAAAUUUGUGAUGGAGGAAAUGUGGGUAUGCAAAGAGGUGGAGGUGGAGGUGGAGGCAGGAUGUCUCCAGGGUUGAGGUAUGCCAAUGCUGAUGCCAACUGGAAUGGUCAUCUUCAUAAUGCCACCUUUUUUGAGGAGGAGGGCUAUGGUGGCUCUAGAUACCACUCCCAGCAGCAAGGCCCUCAGGUCCUCAAGGCUCCCCAGCCUAAGGCCAAAGAGAUACCGCGCCUCAACAAGUUUCCCUUGGAUCUAGACAGCUUGGUAAACAGCACUGCAAUGACAUCUCCCACCAAGUCUCAAGGAGGAUCCAUGAACCCCAACCCCCCCAAGCCUCCUCCAAGGAGCAUGGGGGGCCUCCAGCACCUCACCAGCCCACAAUCCACCACAGCCAGCCCUUCAGCCUCUCUCAGCAGCCUAGAUAGUUCCUCUGACACCCCACCCCUCUCCCUCCAUCAUCCCUAUUUGUCUUUUUCCCCCCGUUCUCCAACUCCCUCGCAGGGCUCCAUCCCUGUCCCAGAGAUGAGUUGCUCUCCAGUGAUCCUUUCUCCAGCCCAGAGCCCUCAGCUGGAGAUUCUCUCAGGGCCCCAAGUUGUCCAGAUGGUCCCCAACGUGCCUAGCCCUCACAACUCCUCUAGCCCCUCCAGCCCCAGAGGCAUUCGGUCUUUGGUACAUGGUGAAGGUGAUACCAGAGACAGUGUAGGCUCAAUCUUACAGAGGAUCGCCUCCUUUUCUCGGCCUGUUGUCACUGACCCCGCACCAACAACAGUUACCAAGCCCCCUGCAGUCCAAAGCAAUGGUGGGUUGUCAUCUGCAUUUGAGUGUCCUGCUGAGAUCAUGUCCAUGCCAUCAAAGAAACAAGGGAAGAAGAAACAGGAAGAAACUGCUGGAGAGCUGGAGACAGACCCGCUCACCCCAAUGGAGGAGAGAAAGGAGAAGGAGAGCGGCAUCAUGGGACGAGAGCAAGAAGAUGAGGGCAAGAGUGAAGAACAACCAGCCCGCAUGAAUACCCAGAAUUCAAUCACAGAAAAAGAGGAGAAUUGUGCGGAGGUUUGUGCAGAGAUGCAAGAGAAGGGGAAGGAGAAAGGAAUGGGGGAAGGAGAGAUGAAGAAAGAGAUGGAGUUGGAGGCGGAGGUAAAGGUGGAGCUGUGCCAGUCUGUGCCAGGGCAGCAGAUGAGCUUCAUCAAGGGCACUGACCUGUUUGGCUAUGUGGGCAUUGAGGCAGUGCUGGACCAGAUGAGGCGCAAGACCAUGAAAGCUGGCUUUGAGUUCAACAUCAUGGUGGUUGGUCAGAGCGGUCUGGGGAAGUCCACACUGGUCAACACUCUCUUCAAGUCCAAAGUCAGCCGGAAGUCCUGCAUGCCCAACUACGAACAGAAGAUCUCCAAAACAGUCAAACUGCAUUCAGUCAGCCACAUGAUUGAGGAGAAAGGGGUGAAAAUGAAGCUGACAGUGAUCGACACUCCAGGAUUUGGAGACCAGAUCAACAACGAAAACUGCUGGGACCCCAUAGUGAAGUACGUCAAUGAGCAGUAUGAGAAAUACCUGAGAGAGGAGCUGCAUGUGAACCGCAAGAGGAGAAUACCCGACAGCAGAGUCCACUGCUGCAUCUACUUCCUCCCUGCCACUGGACACAGGUUACGCCCCAUCGAUGUUGAGUUCAUGAAAAGGUUGGGGAAGAUAGUGAGCAUCGUACCUGUCAUCGCCAAAGCCGACACACUCACCAUUGAGGAAAGACAGGAGUUCAAAGAGAGGAUAAGGCAAGACUUGGCAGCCAAUGGGAUUCGUGUUUACCCCCAGAAAGAGUACGACGAGGAUCCAGAGGAUCACAUCCUCAACGACAGGAUCAGGGAAAGCAUUCCCUUUGCUGUGGUGGGAACUGACAAGGAGCACCAGGUGAAUGGAAACAAGGUGCUGGGCCGUAAAACAAAGUGGGGAAUCAUCGAAGUUGAAAAUGUGGCACACUGUGAGUUUGCCAACCUGAGAGAUCUGCUCAUCAGGUCUCACCUGCAGGACCUGAAAGACGUGACGCACAACAUCCACUACGAGACCUACCGCGUACAACGGCUCAACGAGUGCAACGUGAACUUCAGCGAACUGGGACUGUCCGUCCGGCCGCUGGAGAAUGGAACUGCUGACAAAUGUGAAUCAGACAGCCACCUCUGAUCUCUGCAGCAUCAACACCGAUGCUCCUCAUCCAGUUAGAAUGAGCGAUGGGGGAGUGAGGGGGAGGGGGGGGUACUAUUUUCACCAUGUUAAAAAAAAAUUUUUUUUAUUGUUUUUUUCCUUUUUUCAUUAUGGGACCAAACUAGUGGAUUGUUUUAAAAUAAGAAAUUCUAUUUGAGUUUUACACAAGACGUAAGAAAUGCAUAAAAUAUGAAUAUAUUUUUGAAUGUGAGCUCAUAUAUAUUUUUUUUUUCUGGAAGGAAGGACUGGUGACAUAUAUAGGGAGAGCAGGCAGUACAACAUGGCAAAAUGAGAGGAAACAAAAACAUAAAGUCUCCCAGUGCUAUCAGACAUAUGUGGACAGCCCAGACCUUAAACAUCAGAUGCUUGCAGCCAGGCCUUAAUGUCUGGUGGAAGGUCUGAAAGCCGAAGAGAGUGGAGGCUGUUACUAUGUUUUUAAGAGUACUCCACUCUAGUUUCUGAUCUGAAGUACUCAAACCUUGAAAUAAUCAAGUCGUCCCACGUGCUGUGAAGAGGUGGAUGAUUGGCAGGUUUGGUUUAAGUGGCUUCUUAUGAAAAGAUGGCUGCCUUUAUGAAUUUUGAGCUGAGUUAAUGGCAGAUGCAACUGAUUGUAGGGAAUAGAAACUAAAGGAUUAGACUGUAGGGUUUUGGAGAACACGGCGUACUGUAUCAUUCACCCUGAGUUUCGGCAUUUGCAAGCCUCCUUUUUCCAUUCAGGGCUCCAUGUCCACACUUGGAUAAAACGAAGAAGAAGCUGGUUGCGUGUUGAAGGUUUAAGAUGCUGUUUGUUUUUUUGUUUGUUUGUUUGUUUGUUUGUUUGUUUGUUUUGUUUUGUUUUAAGAUUGUGCCAAAACAACAAAAACAUGAUUGAAGUUUUUAAAGAAUACACCCAAAAAUGUUCUAGAGUGGCACAGAUAGAAUGAACGAAGUCAGCUGACCUCAUGAUGCAGAUCUUGCUCAGUCCUUCACCCAGUGGAAAGUGGUGGAUCAUUUUCCGAUUUAUCCACAUUAGUGUGAGUGUUACUUUUUCACUAUCACUUCAUUACCCAGCACUGACAGCUUCCUCCUCCAUAAUGUUCGGUCAGCUCAGUAAUAUUCUGUAAUGUUUGGAGUCGUGCUUUAUUUUAUGUAAUGGCCACAUGUUUUCUGCCUGCCAUCGUUAGUUUACAGAGAGUUAAGUAUUAACUGAGGACUCUUUUUCAUUAAUUGUGCUGGAGUGACCAUUUGCAUGAUAUUCAUUUAAUGACCUCUCUUCUUCAGUGUUUGUAUUUUGCUCUUCAGAUGUUACAAAGACAUUUUUUUUUUUAAUCCAAGAAAAGCUGUUCAAACAUGUUUUCUCUGCUCUGCAUUUCACAUUCACAGUGGUUGCCAGUUCUCUGCUAGUAACCACUGAUCAGCUGGAGCUGGAUGAUAAACAUAAAGUAUCAAGUUUGACUAUCUGUGCCCUGGUUUUGCCAUCAUGCUUACUCACCGGCUUUGUCAUAGUUAUUUUAGACAGGGACACCCCUUACUGCAUAAACAGUGUGAUGUUGAGUCAGAUGGCUUUAAAGAAGUCCAGUUUAAACCACUUCAGAACCAGUAGAACCCAGUCCUCCAGCGGCAGACCUGUACCCAACCACUGAACAUUUGCUACCACAUUAGAAGAAAAGAAUUUCUUUUGUCAAAAUUAAAGAACUUAAUGCGUUUUGUGCACUAAUUACCUUAAACUUAGUACAAUCAUAGUAUUUUUCUCAAUACUGCCUGUGAAGCCCACAAUAACAGGGUCCUGAUGUUGAACUAUAAUAGGCCAUCAGUAUGUAAGGUAACCAGCUACUCAAUUUGCAUGUAGUGUCCCAUCUCAUGUUGCAAGUCUCACGCAAAGUCCAGUGGGAGAAAGCAAACAUCAUAGCCAGUGCCGACGAUUAGCUUAGCCUGUAACAGAUGAGAUAACAAACAUAGCAUCGGUCCCAGGUCAGGUUUGGGUCAUAAAUUUGGUAAUACAGGUCAGGUUCUUGAAGAUGCAGGUAUGGGCAAGAUUCAGGUCUUGCAGAACUUCAUUACUCUAUUACUGUUGCAACUAGCUAACUGACAUGACUAAAGACAAAACCACUGACAGUUUAAGAGAACUUGAGACUUUCUCCAGGAGAAGCUUGAGAGAAAAAGACAAAAGGCAUGUGUCCUAUAAUGUUGUUUAAAAUGCCAAACAUUUACCGCAAUUGUGACACCCCCUCCAACACCGCCACACCAUCAUUUGCAAGAAUGUUAUCAGUCUAAAAAUGUGUGUCACAUCAGUGCAACAAUAUGAUUAAUCCUGACUUCUCAGAGUAGGAAAUCACAGGUGAUACUAAUAACAUUAACAAUGGCUCAGUUCUUUUCAGGUGUCUCAGUAAGUCAUGACAGUGUGACAGGGAACUGAAGCAGCUAAAUGGAAUUCAGCCAUCGUUCAUUUUACGAGAGAAAAGGGCCUGCAGCUACUCGUGUGUGAGGGUAACUGCUGUAGGGUUUGAAAUGUUCAAAUGAUUGUUAAUGUCAAGAUGGUAAAGUGUGCUCAGCUGUCUGCCCAGGGAUAAAUGAAGAUUAAAAUCUGAAAAUCAGUAGACUCCUUAAAGGUACCCUGUGGAGUUUUCUUACAAACAAAAAAAAGUUGUGUUUACAUUCAGUAUUACCCACCAAAACUUAAGUAUUUUAAUACCUGCAUUAUUCCAUCUAUGUUUCGCAGCCUGAAGUCUUCUUCUCUGCCUUUGUUGGCAAAAUGCUGCACAUUUUGGUGUGUUACUGCCACCUGUAGGUCGAUGGGUGCAUAGACAUACUCCAUAUCCCCUUUUUUUUUUUUUUUAACGGUGUAACUACAGAGCAGACGAAAAUGUUAAUUGGUCUUUUCAAAGUAAUGGCUCACUUACCUGCUUUCCAAAACAUGAUUUUCCCUCUGCAGCCACUUAUGAUCGACAGUGACACCAACCGCCCCAACAGUCACAUUUCACUUUGAUUCACAUACUGUAUGUCAGACACUGAGUGUUUCUGUCUUCUUACCUCUCUGCUCUUCUCUGUAUCCUGAACCUCGGUGUCAGCUUCUCACGCUUGUGUUUUAUACUCAGCAUGUACUAACAGAUCCAUAUGAUUAUUGUCUUUGUUUAUUUGUGGUUUUUUUUUUUUUUAGUAUUAAUGAUACAUGUUAACACUUUGUUGAUUGAACAUUAAAUACCUGUCACUUUCUCAGUCCAGUGUAAAGUCAUUGUAAUAAACCUACUGAUUUCUACUUUCUAGCUGCACCACUGCAGCUAAGUACCAGUUACCAGUUAAAGUGGGCAACUACCCUGGGGCCCCACACAACCAGGGGCCUCAAAAGAGCCCCGGUUCACUGCCUGUUAUC